Pungitius pungitius (ninespine stickleback) is the source of this 2084-nucleotide messenger RNA. RefSeq names its product methionyl aminopeptidase type 1D (mitochondrial) (gene metap1d). The transcript has 10 exons. Gene Ontology annotation, biological process: proteolysis. The coding region runs from base 50 to 1081 and encodes 343 amino acids. Gene Ontology annotation, cellular component: mitochondrion. Lineage: Eukaryota; Metazoa; Chordata; Actinopteri; Perciformes; Gasterosteidae. The record is from RefSeq and is a predicted model, not a curated record. Gene Ontology annotation, molecular function: metalloaminopeptidase activity.
CUUCACGUGGUUUCCCAGAUCACGUGACAUCCAGACCACGUGACCCCUAAUGACAAAAAGCAUGGCGGCACACUGUUCUCUCAGACUGGCAACAAGAUCGGCAGGACUGGGUGGUUUCCUACAUGGCGCUGGUUGUUUAAGAUGCUUUGGUCCCCCCAAAUCCCUACUGAGUCUGCAACAUCGGCACUUCUUCUGGAGGAAGUGGAAACGGUCUCUCAAUGUCGUUCGCCCAGCUACUGUUAGGCCUGCCUAUGCAGUACCCAAGCACAUUGUGCGGCCUGACUAUGUAAGGACUGGACUGGUCCCAGAAUGGCCAGACUACAUAGAUAUCAAAGACCAAGAGCAGAUCGAAGGCCUUGCCAGAGCAUGUCAGCUAGCCAGACAUGUGCUGCUACUAGCUGGACGCAGUCUGAGGGUUGGUAUGACUACAGAUGAAAUAGACUUCAUCGUCCACCACGAGACAAUCAAAAACGAUGCGUACCCAUCCCCUCUCAGAUACGGAGGCUUCCCCAAGUCGGUCUGUACAUCCGUGAACAACGUGGUCUGCCAUGGCAUUCCUGACAGUCGGCAACUUGAAGACGGCGAUAUCAUCAAUGUCGAUGUCACCGUGUAUUUAGACGGUUACCACGGCGACACUUCAGAAACCUUCUUGAUUGGCCAGGUGGAUGAGGUCGGGCAGCGACUGGUGGAAACUGCCAGGCGCUGCCGAGACGAGGCUAUCGCCGCCUGCAAGCCGGGUGCACAGCUCUGUCUUAUAGGAAACACAAUCAGUGAAAUCGCCCACGCCAGUGGCUUUCAAGUGUGUCCUUAUUUCAUUGGACAUGGAAUAGGUUCUUACUUCCACUGCCAUCCAGAGAUCUGGCACCAUGCUAACGACAAUGACACGACCAUGGAUGAAGGGAUGUCUUUCACAAUAGAGCCCAUACUGAUGGAGGGGUCCCCAGAGUUUAGAAUCCUGAGGGAUAAGUGGACCGCGGUGUCUGCAGAUGAUAAAAGGUCCGCUCAGUUUGAACACACUGUGGUCAUCACAUCCGACGGAGUGGAUAUCCUCACUAAACUUCCAGAAGAGAGCAAUCUGUGACCUGAUGGAAACAAAGUGGUCUCCACUAGUUCAGCUGUUAUAAAUCUCUUUACCUCAAAAUACCUGUUGCUAGAACUCGAGUGGUAGUUCACAUUGACAUAUUCAAAACGAGUGUGUCAUUUCCACCUUUAAACUGUAUCAUAAACUAUGAGGUGCACAUACAGAGGGAUACGUGACUGCGUGUUUAGUUCUUUGUUUCAUUUUUAUAUAUUUAUGUAGUUUUUUGAUUAUGUGCAUCUCACUUCAUCGUUUCAAUGUUUCAUAGACAUCUCUACACUUCAAGGCAUUUCUUUGUGCUGUAAAAAAAUUGUUUGAUUCCCAAUGAAAUGCUUAGGCUACCAUGUGCUAUGCUUAAUAACAGUACAUACUUUUUAUGGGCGACUGAAGUUUAUAGUAAGAGUUAAAAGAAAAAGUAGGAUUGAGACUUCAGAAAUUGUCAAUUAGGUCAAUGUAGAAGUGACUCUUGGCAAGUGAAUGAGUAUAGCCAGCAGAUGGCAGCACACACUAAGUAUUUUUUACUUGAACAUGUUGUAGACUGCACAGGCUCCACAUCCUCCCUCAUGUCACUCAUGAUGCACGGCAGCACAACGCAGCUCAUCGGAGCAUGGCAAAUAUGUUUAUGGCCCGUAACCCUACGUGGAAAGUAUGUUUAGAGUAAUCUGAAACUAGGAUUUUAGCCUGAGGCUGUCAACCUGUCCUUUGGAACAAGGGCUUUUCAUACUAACACCAGACUUAAUUUACAAAACCUUUGAAUUCUAUUUUUCCUGUUCUUCUGCACUAUAUAUUCGGUCUACAGGUGGAUUUAAUAAAGAAGUGGACAUGAACUACAAUGUCACGCAAAGUUCCUUCUCACCUCUUUUUUGUUUUUUACAAUAACUCAUGUGCACAUUACCUGAAAUUUCUGUUUUCUAUUAGACCUCUGAUGACAAGCUUGUUAUUUAAGUCCAUUUUAGAUUAAAUGGGAACAUUAUUGGAUUGAUUAAAUCUUUCCCCACAACUUCAA